This is a messenger RNA of Dioscorea cayenensis subsp. rotundata (Guinea yam), 1038 nucleotides long. RefSeq lists its product as uncharacterized. Gene Ontology annotation, cellular component: transcription factor TFIIH holo complex. Lineage: Eukaryota; Viridiplantae; Streptophyta; Magnoliopsida; Dioscoreales; Dioscoreaceae. The coding region runs from base 237 to 791 and encodes 184 amino acids. The record is from RefSeq and is a predicted model, not a curated record. The transcript is spliced from 7 exons. Gene Ontology annotation, biological process: regulation of cyclin-dependent protein serine/threonine kinase activity; regulation of transcription by RNA polymerase II; DNA repair.
UUCGAGCAGUAACAUUUUCGUCGUUCGGGCUCGAAGCAUUGGUGACGUUGACUGACCUGAGUGGAUCUACUAGCUCCAAUCAUCAGCACCACUUACAGCCGGCACCUGCUUUGUAUUCGGCAUCAAAUAAUGAAGUGAAGACAUGUUGUCCUGGAUCUAGAAGCUUGGCCAUUCAAUCUCUUUGCUGUGAGGAGGGAUCCAAGGGUGCCGCUGGAGCAAAAGAAGGUAGUAGAACAAUGGUAGCGGCAUCUAGUGGCAACACCUUCGCAAAAGAGAUAGCUAUUAGAAAGAGAAUCAGUAACAUAUUUAAUAAAAGGGAAGAGGAUUUUCCAUCCUUGAGAGAUUACAAUGAUUACUUGGAAGAAGUUGAAGAUAUGACCUUCAACUUAAUUGAAGGCAUAGAUGUUGCUGCAAUUGAAGCUAAGAUAGUUAAAUACCAAGAAGAAAAUGCUGAGCAGAUAAUUAAUGCCAGAGCUCGUAAGGCUGAAGAGUUAGCAGCAGCCAUGAAGGCCAGCAUGGGAAACCCUGCACAGGCUGAACCUUCUGAUAUGGGCAUUGGACAUACUGCUCAAGGGCAAUAUGCUCCUGCUUUGCCAGGCGGUGGACUUGCUCAGCCACGACCGACAGGAAUGCAGCCUGUUCCUGUUGGUGGUCCACAUGAUCCCUCACAUAGUUAUGGGGCUGAGGAUGAGGAGACGGUGAAGCUACGGGCUGCAAGAGCUGGUGGCUGGACUGUUGAACUCAGCAAGAAGAGAGCCCUUGAAGAAGCCUUCAGCAGCAUCUGGAUAUAAUACAUAUGACCAACCACAUGUUGAGGAGUGCCCCAUUUAUUUGUCCAACCAACACUUGCUUUUGUAUCAAUCUGAUUGCUUGUGAUACCAAUGCUAUGUCUAUUUACAACAGGGCCAUGUUUUAUUUGAGCUAUUUGUUUUUCCAUUUUGUCUAUGUACGCUUGAAAAUACCUGUAAUUGCUUAUGUACUCAUGAUUGUUUGCCAAUUCUAUAAUGGCAGUUUUCAAAGUUGUUACUGUUGCUCAUA